[Torrubiella] hemipterigena is the source of this 2162-nucleotide messenger RNA. NCBI's taxonomy places the organism in Eukaryota, Fungi, Ascomycota, Sordariomycetes, Hypocreales, Clavicipitaceae. The record is from the annotation of a GenBank genome assembly.
GUAUUUCCCGCUUGCCCUUUUUCCCUUUUCCAUCUCUCCAAACCCACGACCGGUCAAACACACCACGGAAAAAAUUAUACUCGGCUUGUGCAGCAAGAGAGUUUUGAGCAUCAACUUAUCCCGAAUACCCAAUCGCAUCCAUUACGUGCCAUUUUAUUCUUUUGGGUACCCCCCCGAACGCAAAUAGAAAAAAACCUUGGGACGCCCAUCGCAACCCAGCGCCGCUACCACCAUAGUCCAAGAACGGAGCUGCCAUACUACGCGGGCGUAACUCUGACGUUUCAUUGUGGUCUUCUGUUUAGAAAACCGUGAGAAUUGGCCCGGUAGUCACGCUUUGUCAACUUCCAACGACCCGGCUCAUUCUUGCUCGUCGACCGUGAUUCUAGCCAACGAGCCAGUCGCCAACCCAAAACCAGUACUAUUCGCGUUAUCAUGGCUACUCCCAGCUCCAACCCGGGCCAGCAGGGUCCCCCUCUCGGCACUGGCGGAUCAACCAGCAUUCCCACCCAGCCGUCUACAACGCCAUCCUCGUCACCAAUUGUGAGCUCCUCGAGUGCUCACAGCUCGAGUACUCCCUCAUCUUCAGCGCCGCCUUCUACUAGCGCCAGCACUCCACCAGUCAGCUCUUCGACCCCUGUACAAUCUACGCCGCAGACUACACCGCCGGCUUCGUCUACACCACAGAAUAGCCCUCCACCUGUGACCGUCCCUUCCACUUCGACAACGAUAACUUCUACCAAAACUGAAACCUCAACGUCCACUUCUUCUUCACCAACUUCGUCUUCAGCAUCACCCACACCAACUAAUGGCAGCAGUGGUGGUAGUGGUGGUCUGGGCGACAAGGGAAAAGUUGCCGUUGGCGUUGUGGUACCUAUUGUUGCAAUUGCCAUUCUUGCAGUUCUUGGCUUGUGGUGGUGGAGAAAGCGCAAGGCUCGCCUGGAAGAAGAAGCAGAGCGCCGUAAGGAAGUCGAAGACUACUCUUACAACCCCAACAAUGAUCCAACCAUUCCCGCUGUAGGUGCUGCCGGCGACGCUGCCUAUGAGAUGCGCUCAGACGGCUCUGCGGGCUACCGCGGCUGGGGUUCUACUGUGGCAGGUUCCAUGGGCCGCAAGGCUUCUACUACCAUGUCUGGCGGCGCUGCUGCCGGUGCCUUAUCGGACGGCACGGGUCCCUCCCGCUCUGUUGCUGGCGAAGCUGCCUAUGCCGCUGAACACUCAUCUCAGGAGGGUGAGAUCCUUGGUGCCAUGGGCCCUUCUGCCGCCAACAACCCCUCCAAUGUUCGCCGCGGUCCAUCCAACGCUUCCUCCUCCUAUAGUGUUGGUGGCCGAUCUGAAGGAUCAGACGGCUACAACGGCCCAGCUGGUGCCUACUAUGACCAGUACGGACAGGGACCAUAUGCUGAGAACGGCGCCCAAGGCGCUGGCCAGGCCAUUAUUCGUGACAACCCUGCUCGCCGCAACACCCAGAUUGAGAACUCUGCUCAUUACCCUCAGCAGAGCGCAGGCAUUGCCCAGAACUUUUAAGAAAGCCACCUCCUGGCUUCUGCCAUCGACCACCCAUCUCGUGGCUAAGCCUCUUUGCCGCUCAAGUCUUCAUUGGAGCGUCUAAUCUGCCACUGUUGCGCUGUUAGCCAACCCAGCCUGUCGACACAUUUCGCUGUAUAUACGACGUAAUAUUGGACACCGGGCGAACAUCAACUUUUGGCUCCUGAUACAUAAUCUGACCUGUUUUUUGUCUCUGUCUUUUUUGGGAUAACUUGGUGUUGUCCAAGAACCCCCCUUGCCAUUCAUCACGCUCAUUUUUGCUUGCUGAACUGUAUAUGGCACUCCGUGUCUUGAUUCUUCGUCUUCUUUGUUCUUGUCUUUUUGUGUCUUGAAUCAUUAUCACGGUCUCUUAUUUGUUUUUGUUUGGGCUCGGCCCUCAGCGGCGACACAAGGAAAGCAUGAUUGCUGCAAGGUUCACAAGACCUGGAUUCCAACUUGGGCAUCCUGUUGCAGAUGGCAAGAUGUUUGUUUUUGUGGCAGUGCCUAUACUGUCACUUUGAAGAAAAGGGAAAUGUUUUUGUAUGGGUGUAGUUAUUAUAGAUAGAAUAUACAUCCAUGAAGGAAACAAUCAAUAGCGAAAAACACAAUUUCAAUCAUCUCUCACUACAUCAACCUAG